CAUCGCUUUAGUACUUCGAGCGCGCUAGCGGAGCGGUGCUGUUCCUAUAGUAUUGCAUCGCACUGAGAGGGCCCAGACCAACCGACUGAGCGGCCAUGCGGACGGCUAUCGCGGCAAAACUGUGUCUGGGGCUCCUGCUCCUGGCACUCCUCUUACCCGCGCAGAUAUGUUCUCAAAAUGUAACCACUGCACCAAGUGUAAACCACACUUCAGUGAGCACUACCAUUAUGACAGUAACUAAACAGUCAACCAACAAGACCACGACUACUAAAGGAAGUGGAAAUUCCCUGCAGUCAACUGCCAGCCUCUUCAUCCUCUCACUCUCCCUUCUUCAUCUCUACUGUUAAGAGACUCAGUCAAGCCAACAGCAAUGCUUCCCUAAUCCAUCUUCCUGAACCAUCUGAGAUGGUUUCAUCUACUAGUCAGUGUGGCACAGAAGGAAAUAAAAUCAACAGGCAAUGUCUUGACCCCACUCACUCUAAUUCUACACAUUUAAAUUUAUUGACACAUCGGUUCCAGAGAAAGUCCCAGGCUGAUUUCCCACAUGUUGAAUAAUUUGAGAAGAAUCUGUAUGAUUUCAUGGGACUGAAUGAUAUUGGACUUUUUAGUUCAGUAUUUAAAUCAGUUGGAACUUCCAAGAUCAAGACUGAAGAGCGAUGAUAUCCACUUAAUUCAAGAUUUAAAAUUCACUAAAUAUGAACAACCAGAACUCUACUUUGGGAAUAAAAGGGUAGAGUUUUGUCUUGAUUCAUAAAAGGGAAAAGGGUGUGGAAAAGAGACUUGGUUUUCACUUUGGUUCAUUAGCCAUAAAAUGAUUAGAUGGUAUAGACAAGCUUCCAUGUUUCUAUUUAUAUGGAUGGUGGAAGAAGCAUCAUCAAGUUUUGGUAGUAAAUCCUCCACGUGUUCAGCAGUACUAAUUUAACGCCUAUAUACUCUAGAUAAGUUUAAAAAUAUUAAGGUAUCACUAUUCUCAUAAGAGCUAAAUUAUUUACUCUGGGGCUUUGGAUUUGACAUAGCAUUUAAAUUGCUAUAUCACAAAUGACAUGUGCCAGAGCAAUGAUGGAUUGGAAACUUCCCACAAAGAAAAUGUAACGAGUAAAAUUUGCUUUCGUAAUAUUCGGUAGAAAGCUAGACAUUCCCAUUACUUCCUCAUCUAACAAAAUGUUAGAUUUCAUUAGCUACCUUGCUUUCCUUAAUUCCAAAGACUUUUGAAGUACACGACCUCUUGAAUAACUUUCAAAUACUGUUUUAUUUCUGCACAUGUCAAAUAGCUAACAGUUUUGAAGAUGAUCCUUUGCGAAGGUUGAUUAUUGCAAAAUCUCAAAGUUAAGAGGCAAACGUGUAAAAGCCAAACAACAAUUGAAAACUGAGUAUUUGGAAUGCAAGGACUGGGAGCUUAAGUGCAUCAUUAUAAUUUCACAAGGUCUUUUAUACUAUUUCUGUAAAUACUUUUUUUAAAAACAAAUCUUUGUGAAUCAGAGUAGCUUACAACUGAGACUUGUCAUUCGAUAUUUUUAGAUAUAGAACCUGGUAUUAAGGCUAAAGCGGGCCGCAUUCAGGAAAGCAAAUAUUUCUGCUGCAAUGUUGAGAUCUUCUAAAGAAAUACUUUUUUUUUUGGGGGGUUCACAUGGUCACACACUGUUGCUUAGAUUUGAGAUAUCCAAUAUGACUGUAGUAUCCUAACUUCAUCAAAAAGCAAGGAAAGUUUGCUGUCUUUAGUAGCCAACCCAGAAACCUCCUAAAGCAAGAAGUGUCACAAGCUACCGUGUGUGUGAAUGAACACUCCUUUAUUCUCUAUUUUGUAUGCUGUACUAUGUUUGGGGUUCUUGUAUAUUGUGUUUGUGUCCUCAUGCUUUGAUUCAUAGUAACUACUCUCAUGUUAUGGAAUUGAUUUGCGUUGAACACAAACUGUAAAUAAAAAGAAAUAAACCCGACAGAAGGGUAGUGUAUUUCA
Molecule: messenger RNA, 1954 nt
Organism: Gracilinanus agilis (Agile Gracile Mouse Opossum)
Lineage: Eukaryota; Metazoa; Chordata; Mammalia; Didelphimorphia; Didelphidae
Gene: CD24
Product: CD24 molecule
Exons: 2
Coding region: 96-347 (83 amino acids)
Biological process (GO): cell adhesion
Source: RefSeq, a predicted model, not a curated record